Ornithorhynchus anatinus (platypus) is the source of this 2562-nucleotide messenger RNA. It is a transcript of the gene FZD4, whose product is annotated as frizzled class receptor 4. NCBI's taxonomy places the organism in Eukaryota, Metazoa, Chordata, Mammalia, Monotremata, Ornithorhynchidae. Gene Ontology annotation, cellular component: plasma membrane. Gene Ontology annotation, molecular function: Wnt receptor activity; Wnt-protein binding. The record is from RefSeq and is a predicted model, not a curated record. Gene Ontology annotation, biological process: canonical Wnt signaling pathway; non-canonical Wnt signaling pathway; retina vasculature morphogenesis in camera-type eye. The transcript is spliced from 3 exons. Bases 1 to 2466 code for a protein of 821 amino acids.
AUGAUAGAGGCGGGGAAGCCCCGCCCCCUCCCCGCGGCGGCCUCCUAUUGGAGCAGCUGGCUGUCCAUCACAGCCCCCCACCCGCCCCCUCCGCCCAGUCCGGCGCCCGGGCUCGGGGCCGGCCGGGGGGGGCGAAGCGCAGCGGCCGAGCGGAGCGUGGUGCGCAGCGCCGGAGCGGCCCGUCGGGGAGGGGAGGGAGGGGAGGGGGGGGCCGGCCGCCGACAUGACCCCCGCGGCCCCCGGACGGACGCUCUGAUCCUCGCCCCCGCCCCCCCAACCCUCGGGCUGCAGCCCCUGCCAGCCGGAGACCACCCCCCAGCCCACCCCGGGAUCCUUGCCCUCGGAGCCCCCGAGGUUUCUGCACCGGGAGCCCCCGGGAUUGCGGCCAUCGGAGCCCCCGGGGGCGCUGCGGCCGGACCUCCCGAAAUCCUGCAGCCGGAGCCCCUGAGGUUUCUGCAGCCGGAGCCCCUGAAGUUUCUGCAGCCGGACCUCCUGAGGUUUCUGCAGCCGGAGCCGCUGAAGUUCCUGCAGCCGGAGCCCCUGAGGUUUCUGCAGCCGGAGCCGCUGAAGUUCCUGCAGCCGGAGCCCCUGAAGUUUCUGCAGCCGGACCUCCUGAGGUUUCUGCAGCCGGAGCCCCUGAGGUUUCUGCAGCCGGACCUCUUGAGGUUUCUGCAGCCGGAGCCCCUGAGGUUUCUGCAGCCGGACCUCUUGAAGUUUCUGCAGCCGGAGCCGCUGAAGUUCCUGCAGCCGGAGCCCCUGAAGUUUCUGCAGCCGGAGCCCCUGAGGUUUCUGCAGCCGGACCUCUUGAGGUUUCUGCAGCCGGAGCCCCUGAGGUUUCUGCAGGCGGAGCCCCUGAGGUUUCCGCAGCCGGAGCCCCCGGAAUCGGUGCGAUCGGAGCCCCCGGGGUCGCCGCAGGCGGAGCUGCUGCUGCUGCUGCUGCUGGCCGGGCGGGCGCGGGCCUUCGGCGACGAGGAGGAGCGGCGCUGCGACCCCAUCCGCAUCGCCAUGUGCCAGAACCUGGGCUACAAUGUCACCAAGAUGCCCAACCUGGUGGGGCACGAGCUGCAGGCCGACGCCGAGCUGCAGCUCACCACCUUCACCCCGCUCAUCCAGUACGGCUGCUCCGGACAGCUGCAGUUCUUCCUGUGCUCGGUCUACGUCCCGAUGUGCACGGAGAAGAUCAACAUUCCCAUCGGCCCCUGCGGCGGCAUGUGUCUCUCGGUCAAGAGGAGGUGCGAGCCGGUCCUGAAGGAGUUUGGCUUCGCCUGGCCGGACAGCCUGAACUGCAGCAAAUUCCCCCCGCAGAACGACCACAACCACAUGUGCAUGGAGGGCCCCGGGGACGAGGACGUGCCCCUGCCCCACAAGACGUCCCUGGUGCCCGGCGAGGAGUGUCACUCGAUGGGCGCCCGCUCGGACCAGUACGUCUGGGUGAAGAGGAGCCUGUCCUGCGUGCUCAAGUGCGGCUACGACGCCGGCCUCCACAGCCGGUCGGCCAAGGAGUUCACCGACGUCUGGAUGGCCGUCUGGGCCAGCCUGUGCUUCGUGUCGACGGCCUUCACCGUCCUGACGUUCCUCAUCGACUCGUCCCGCUUCUCCUACCCGGAGCGGCCCAUCAUCUUCCUCAGCAUGUGCUACAACAUCUACAGCGUCGCCUACCUCGUGCGGCUGACGGUGGGCCGGGAGAGGAUCUCCUGCGACUUCGAGGAGGCCGCGGAGCCCGUCCUCAUCCAGGAGGGCCUGAAGAACACGGGCUGCGCCAUCAUCUUCCUGCUGAUGUACUUCUUCGGGAUGGCCAGCUCCAUCUGGUGGGUCAUCCUGACCCUCACGUGGUUCUUGACGGCCGGGCUGAAGUGGGGCCACGAGGCCAUCGAGAUGCACAGCUCCUACUUCCACAUCGCCGCCUGGGCCAUCCCGGCCGUGAAGACCAUCGUCGUCCUGAUCAUGCGGCUGGUGGACGCGGACGAGCUCACGGGCCUGUGCUACGUCGGCGGCCAGAACCUCGACGCCCUCACCGGCUUCGUCGUGGCCCCCCUCUUCACGUACCUGGUGGUCGGGACCCUGUUCAUCGCCGCCGGGCUCGGCGCCCUGUUCAAGAUCCGCUCGAACCUCCAGAAGGACGGGACCCAGACGGACAAGCUGGAGAGGCUGAUGGUCAAGAUCGGCGUCUUCUCCGUCCUCUACACGGUGCCGGCCACCUGCGUGAUCGCCUGCUACUUCUACGAGAUCUCCAACUGGACGCUGUUCCGCUCCUCGGCCGACGAGGCCGGCGUGGCGGUGGAGACGCUCAAGAUGUUCAUGUCCCUGCUGGUGGGCAUCACCUCCGGCAUGUGGAUCUGGUCGGCGAAGACGCUGCACGCGUGGCAGAAGUGCUCCAACAGACUGGUCAAUUCAGGGAAGGUAAAACGGGACAAGAGAGCCGACGGUUGGGUGAAAUCCGGGAAAGGAAACGAAACUGUAGUGUGAACCCGUCCGACCCGCGAAUUGCCCUGCCCUCCUCCCCUUCUGUCUCUGUCUCUCUCUGUCUCUCUUCAUCUCUCUCUGUCUCUCACCCUCUCUGUU